This is a messenger RNA of Nicrophorus vespilloides, 1682 nucleotides long. RefSeq names its product arylsulfatase B-like. Bases 10 to 1665 code for a protein of 551 amino acids. NCBI's taxonomy places the organism in Eukaryota, Metazoa, Arthropoda, Insecta, Coleoptera, Silphidae. The record is from RefSeq and is a predicted model, not a curated record. The transcript has 7 exons.
UUGACAAAGAUGUAUCUGAUUAAAGUUUCCCAAUUUUGCUUAGUGUUAGUAGGCGUUGCAUCCUGGUGCAAUGCAGAGAAGAAACCGAAUAUUGUGAUGAUCGUUGCCGAUGAUGUAGGGUGGAACGAUGUUGGUUUCCAUGGAUCGAAUCAGAUAAACACGCCUAACAUCGACGCUUUAGGUCUGAACGGAAUCUACUUCGACAGGUACUACGCCCAGCAGAGUUGCACCCCAUCCAGAUCAGCUCUUUUGACCGGAAGAUACCCGAUUCGUUUAGGUUAUCAGGGAUUGCCUAUAAACCCAGGAGAAAAUCGCUCGAUUUCGCACGACUUCUGGACGUUGCCCAAAGCUCUGAAAGGUCUCGGCUACAUGAACCAUCUCGUUGGUAAGUGGCAUCUAGGUUCGGCGUCCAAGAAUUUCACACCGCAGGCCUACGGCUACGAUUCGCACUACGGCUAUCUGGAUGGUUUCGUCUCUUACUUCGAUCACGACAUCCAGAGCGAUGGUCAUUUGGGCAAAGACAUGUACAGCGAUCACCAACCGUUGACUAACACCACCGGCGAAUACUUCACCGACAUGGUGACGAGGAGGUCGAUCGAAGUGAUCAAGAAUCAUCCGCAGGAGAAGCCUCUUCAUCUGGUCAUCUCGCAUCUGGCAGCUCACACCGGAAAGUCCACCGGUGAUAUGGACGGAGUUCUGGAGGUGGCAAGUGAUGAGUACAACGAUAAAAAGUACGGUUACAUUCCGGAUAAAAUCAGAAGGAUGUACGCAGAAAUCGUGGAGAGAAUGGAUACUUCCAUUGGAGAUGUCGUCGAAGCUUUGGAUCGCAAAGGCAUCCUCGACAACACCAUCAUCGUGUUCUUCUCCGAUAACGGUGCUCCGACCAACGGAUUCUUCAAGAAUCGCGGCUCAAAUUUCCCAUUUAGAGGAAUCAAAUUGAGUCUCUUCGAGGGCGGUGUUCGAGUGCCCGCUGUUGUUUACAGUUCGAAAUUCAAGAAUAAGGGCAGAAUCUAUAAAAAUCUCUUUCACAUCACAGAUUGGGCACCAACUUUGUACUCGGCUGCCGGUGGAGAUGCGAGCAAAUUGGGUUUGGACGGUGCAAAUCAGUGGACAAAUCUCGUCUAUGAUUCAAAGCUAGUGAAAAGAGAUGAAAUUUUGCUGAACAUCGAUGAAGUGGAAGGAUAUUCCGGUUUGAUCAAAGGAAGAUACAAAUUGAUUAACAGUACAUUCGGUGACGGCGACGAAACCUUCAACAAUUACACGGGUGAAGUGUCUGUAAAUAGACCUUACAACGUCCGUAAAGUGCUCAUGAGCAAAACGAACAGAGCUCUAGGAAAUUGCAAAACUUUGAAUCAGGAAAAACUUCUGUUGGCUCUGCGCAAAAAGAUGACCAUGCCUAAUUGCAGACCGAACGUGGACACGUUAAAGUGUCCAGGCGAGUGCCUUUUCGACCUCAAAGAGGAUCCGUGCGAGAGCAAAGACAUCUCGAAAAAGUUACCUCGCGUCACGGAAAACCUACGGAAUCGUCUUCAGAUUUUCAACGAUGAACGCAAGCCGCAACUCAACCGUCCCGUCGAUCCCAACUCCAAUCCUCAACACUGCAACGGCUUUUGGUAUCCUUGGAUGGACGAGGACGGCUGCUGGUUCGACUCCCAUCAAAUCUAAACGAAAACAAAUACAAA